AUGCCCAAGUUACAUGAGGAGAUCACGGCCUUUGAAUGUUACCACCGCUAUAUGGACGACAUAUUUGUCGUGGCCGACCAGUCUGUUGAUCUUGACGCUGUUAUUGACCGCUUUAAUCGGGCCCACGGAUCAUUGCAGUUCACCUACGAAAAGGAAUUGAACGAUCAGUUGCCGUUUCUUGAUGUGCUGUUAACUAGAAGGGCAGACGGCUCGAUCCAACGGCAAGUCUACAGGAAGAAAACCUGGAGUGGCCAGUAUACGAACUUUCACAGUUUCGUUCCGUUGAGAUAUAAGCGAAACCUAAUUCGCUGUCUAACCACAAGGGCCCACAGGAUCUGUUCUGAAGACAAGUUGGAUAAUGAGUUGACGCUCAUUCAGAAUUUGCUGCGCGAAAACGGAUAUCCUGAUCGUUUCAUUUUGAGGAACAUGCAAAGUAAGCCCGACCAGUUACAGGUUCAGACAGCAGAGAAAAAAGAACUUUUCAUACGACUACCCUUCAAGGGAGACGCCGCUGCUGAACGUGUAACUAGAAGCCUUUCAACAGCUGUCAAGUCAACUUUUCCAGCAGCCAAACUUAGGUGUACCUUUUCCACGGAGCCACUCAUCCGUAUUUACAACAAAGACAAGUUACCGACGCUGACCGCUUCUAUGGUAAUUUAUCAGUUCAAGUGCGCUUGUGGCGCUACUUACAUCGGUCGAACGGCGCGGCAACUUUCGAAACGCAUUAAGGAGCACCUACCACGUUGGUUGCGUCGAGGUGGUACUGGAGCUAUAACUAGCUCAGUUAUGGCUCAUCUGGUUGAUAGUGGGCAUGAGGUUGACCCAGUCAAUGCCUUUCGAAUACUGUACAGGGUCCCUCCACUCCAGUCGAAAGGCCUGCGCCUCCGGACCCUUGCUACUGCCGAGGCGAUCAGCAUUCGGUUGUACCAACCUCUUUUGUGUGCACAAAAGAAGCUGAUCGAAGCUGUUCAGCUACCUUGGCCAGCCAAAACGGAUCCUUCGGACAGCAACUGCAAUUGUGCAACGGUACCUCAGACCUAG
Molecule: messenger RNA, 1041 nt
Organism: Dicrocoelium dendriticum
Lineage: Eukaryota; Metazoa; Platyhelminthes; Trematoda; Plagiorchiida; Dicrocoeliidae
Source: the annotation of a GenBank genome assembly